CAUUGAGAGCGCGUGCCAAGUAAACUAAUACUACGUUAUACAAAUCACAAGUAAACGUUUCGGUGCAACAACAUUGUUCUUUGUUGUAAUACACGCGCGCAAACGUUUUACUACUUUUUCCAUGGGAGGAGUGUAUGUACUCUGUCCACCGGAGCCAAUAGCGUAACAGCUACAGUGGUGUAGACGUCCAUGAUUCGUCCUUGUUGAAUGGCAUAACCAAUCACCUUACCAUCGCACCGAAUCCAUCGGCCCAAUAGCUGAUGAGUGCUGUGUCACAUGGAGCAGGUGCAGCUUGCAUCCACAUAUGACAGCCAGAACCCUCUCGGCUUGAUACAGACACUGCAGCUCCCUGUUCAUGGGGGACAACUCCAGCCGCAGACAGUCCAGUUGUCUGUCCAUGGGGGGCAACUUCAACAGCAGCCUCAGAUAGUGCAGUUCAACCCAGGGGGUUUAAUUCAAGGCCAGAACUUUAUGCUACAAGCCUUGCCUCAAGGUCAGACAUUACAAAUUCAAGGUCAGCAAGCUUUUGCUACAGGACAGCUCUCUGGACAGACGACCCUCCAGCAUGGACAGCCUAUUCAGUUCCAGCAGGCUCUUGCCACAACGCAGGCGUAUCAAGUCCAAGACCAGCAGACUCUGGCCUCGUCUCAACCUGUACAGGUUGACGGUCAGCAGUCGUUUGCCAGUGCCCAGCCGACCGACAUCCAGUGUCAACAGAAAAUCUCAACCAACCAGAUUAUACAGGUUCACGAUCAGGAUAAACUGAGCAGCAGUCAGGGUCAGGGUGAGGUGGAGUCCGAAUCGAAUGAAAACCAGCAGGAAUUGUCUUCACAGCAAGAUGUAGCAACCAGUCAGGGAAUGGAGAGCCAGCAGGGUCUGCCAUCCAGUACAACCGUCCAACAGCUUCAAGGUCAGACGCAGCUCACGUCAAGUUGUGUGGAAACAAUCCAAGUUCAGGGCCAACAGACCACAUGUAUGACGAACGGGCAGCCGGUUCAGAUACAGAAUCAGCAACUCUUCGUUCCGCAGCAGCAGAUGGCUCUAUCGGAUCAAAUUACAACAGCUCAAGGACAAUCUUUUCAAAUCCAAGGUCAAACGUUAACACCACAGAAUGUUCAGUUCCAAGGCCAGAUGACUCAGGCAAAUGGUCUCCAAGGUUUAGGACAACAGAAUUUUCAGAUCGCUGGACAAAACUGCCAAUUAUUACAACAGUUUUCCUUGCUUGGAGGUGCUCAGACAAUACAAGGCCAGGCAAUACCACAACAGGUUAUAAUUCAACAACAAGGUCAAAACCAAAUCAUUGGUAAUAUUGGGUCUUUUUACAACACUCAGACUGGACAGAUCAUUUGGCCAACCCAAACAGCCACAACCGACCCUUCACAACAACCUCAGAACAUGUACCAGGUUCAGUCUCUACCCACAGACAUCACGUCACAACCCUCAUCGGCCAGCUCCUCCCCAGCGGCGGUCCCUGUGGUGUCUCCAGCUAUUGCCAACCUGUCGACAAACACCAACGGAAUUGUGGUCGUCGGCUCACAGCAGCAGGUUCAGAUUCCUGGUUCCACGAACACGACCACAAUACAGCAGGUGCAGCUGGCAGCAGACAUUCUAGAUGAGGAAGAGCCUCUCUACGUGAAUGCCAAACAGUACCACAGGAUACUGAAACGACGACAGGCACGCGCCAAACUCGAGGCAGACGGCAAGAUAGCAAAAUCAAGAAAGGUAAGAAAGAAAUAUCUACAUGAAUCUCGACACCGCCAUGCUUUGCAUAGAUCUCGUGGUGAUGGAGGUCGGUUUUUCACCAAAAUUAAAGAAGAAGAUACCAAACCAGAUGAAUUUCCAGCUUACAAUAUCAAAAUGGAAUCAAAUAAUGCCGAGACAGACUCUUUCAAACCACUGGAAAUCAAAACUGAACCGCGGUCUCCUGAGCCUGAAUCAAACAGCACAGACGCAUCAUAUCUUGUUCCUGUGAACAGUUUGGUGCAAAACCAAAACUAUCCUGUACCAGAGCAGACAUCUUUAGAUAGUGGAUAAUAUAUAGGUGUUACAUAGUGUUUCAUAGUUGUUUCAUAGUUGUUUAUCAUUUAUAGCACACUAUACAUUUCCUGCUGCUGUACAUUGCAUAUGUAUUUAUAAUAAUAUCAAAUACUGAUAUUUGAACAUUGAGUUAUCAAAGUAUAUAUACCUCUUAAGACUUUUAACACAGUCUGAGGUUUAUCAGAUUUAGCAUUAUAGUUCCAUUCUUUAUCCAUUUACUAUAGGUUGGAAAGUGGAUUGAAAUAAUUAUAUGGGAGGAGAUAGUCAUUGAAGAAUUGAAAUCUGUUGAAAUACUGACCAUUUCUCAAGCAUUUUGCUCAGAUCAGUGUUUUAGUAUCUUUUCUCACUGUAAUGUAUUCAAAAUAAAAAAGGAAUUUUUUUCCGGGGGUGUGGGGGGCUUUGCAUCAGUUUUAUUAGGACAUUUAUGAGGUCCAUAUAUAAUCCUGGUUUUUUAAUGCUAGUAAUCAAAGAAUUUACAUUUAUUUUAUUGUUAAAAUACUUUCUAAAUAGAUUUCUAAGAUAAAUGAUUGUUAUAGUUUGAUGAAUCAGUUACAAAAUGCAUUGAAAUAAUUCAUGGUUAUGAUAGGUUGCUAUUUUAAAAAAAUAAUAAUGUAUUUGCAUUUAUGUUUCAUAUGUUUUUUAAACUGCAAUCAUUUUAAAUUGCUGUUACCUCUUGAACAAGUUAUUUUAAGUGACAUUUGUUAGUACAGUGAUGUUUAUUUUAGGCAAAAAGAUCUAUUCAUGUUGUUAACAUUUUGCUUCAUUUUACAUUGAAAUGUAAGACUUAUGUUAUUGUUUUGUAUUAGGGAUGUUCUGUUUUCAUUUGUUCUUAUUCAUGAAAUGUGACAAAAUUACACCACCUACCGAGAUUAAAUUAUAUGUGUAUUUAAAUGUAACAAAAAUGAGGGACAAAAGAGAUUUGUAAUUCAUCAAAGAAAUCCCUUUGGCUGAUGGGAAUAACUAAUCUCGUUGAAAGACACCUAUAAAACAAAGAGGUAAAAAAGUGAUGAUGUUAUUGAACAUUCUGUUAUACAUCUGAAGUUUAUGAAACAAUUAGAUUGUCACUAUUAGGUUAAGGUGUACCUGGACAUACAACACUAAUUUGUUAAAUGUAAUUCUAUUUUGCUGAAGUGUGGUCUCAAAUGCAUGUACAACAUGCCAUUUUUUGAGAGCAUACAAAUCCAAAUAUCUUGCAAAACCUGUGUAGUGAUAUGAACAUAAUAUUCCAACAUCACAGCGUGAACAUUCAGGCACAUGUUGAGGACUUUUUGAUGGGGUGGGUUUAGACUGGCGAACAAUGUUUAUAGAGGCGGGCCGAGUCAUGCCCCACAGAAAAUAUAUUGAAAAGAACAAAAUUUUCUUGAGCAGGGUGUACAAGCUUAAAAAAACCCACACCUGAUGUCCGAGUUUGACAUUUUCUAGACCCACCAUCCUCUACACAAGGGCUAUUUUAUGCUAAAUAGCACAAUGUUAGUUAUUAGAUUAUUUUUCUGUUUUGAGUUAACAAGAGAUGUUAAGUGAUGGGGAGCUGUGAUAAGGCUUUCAUGAUCUGUGUCAGUGUAAAUAGAUUUUCUAAUUUAUAAAACAUUGCAUUGCAAGUUUCAUUUCAAGUUGUUCACCAUACUCAUAUUUGAAAUAGUAAUUCAUUCCACGGCAUAUUUUGUAUUUUUGUAGUUAGUUUUUUUUUGAUUGAUUUACAUUAGUUGUGUUGUUAAUCAUGCAAGCACAUUCAGAAUAGAGAGAAUGUCACUUAAUUAGCUUGAAUUAUUAUUCCCUACAAAUACCCUCUGCCCCACAUUUAUUUUUGGUAGUAAUAUACAUCUACAUAUUAUUCAUCUUUUUUUUUUGUCUUGCGUUUACAAAAUAAAAGGCAAGAUAUAGAUAUUACUUUUUUCGAUGACAGCAGUUAUGGUAUCAACCUUUACAGUAAGGUUUCAUUUCUAGAUCAGUUUCUCACAAACUAAACAGGGUCAGCUUUGUGUAAGCAGACAAUUUCACCAAAUUAACUAUAGUAAAAUUGAAAGAAAGCAGAAAACCUGUUAUUUUCUAAUAAAAUCUCAAUUAUUACAUGAAAUUUAUUUCGCCAAAUUAAAAUAAAAUUUGCCAAAUACUUUUAAAAUUUGCAGUUGGUAAAUUUGGCGAGUACCAGAAGUUGUAAGUCAUUGAAAUUUGCUUUAUAGUUGCACCUAUACUAAAAAAAAAGUGUAUGGUAAGAAAGAUAUUUAAUUCAGCAAAAUUCUUGUGUUUUUUAUGCCACUGGCAACAUGUAGUGCAAUAUCAUCAUGUACAUGUAUACCAAUGCUAUCUACAGGAUCCCUGUCAGUUAUUGGUGACACACAACACAAGAAACUGGUUGUAGUAUUUGUGUUACCUGUUGGAAUACAUAAGUAGUAUCCUGAAAAAUUUCUCUCCCCUUCUUGGCCUUGGUUUCUUCAAAUGGGUUAUCUGUUAUGUUGGUCCUCUGUACAGGCAUCUAAGAAAAUGUUUGGGGUUUAUUCUUAUUCCCAAUUUUUUUAAAAACAAAGUUAUUUGUUACGGGUAAUACACUGCAUUGACAGGCAUUGCCUGAUAUAUUUAUUCAAUAAAUUAAAAUGCACAGUAUGGAUUUGGGUACAAAAUAACAUGUUCAUCAUAUCUGUUUUCUUGAAAUGUAUGUCUCAUAUUUGAAAUAAUAAACUUAAAUAAAAUUGAUAACCAGUGAUUCAAGGGUGGACCCACCCCAAUCCCCACCCACCCAAAAAAAUAAUUCAAAUGCCCAUUUUGAAAGAUAAUUUGUGUACAAUUUUUAUUUCAUGAAUGUCAUAUUUUUAAAGGGUGCCAAAGUGGUCAAUGUGGCCAUUUGUUGUGGAUCCACCCUUGUGUUUUGUUCAGUAGAUUUUGUCCAAUAUUGAGGUUUGUGUAGUUGUGCACACUCAUGUUCCCAGAAUAUUGAAUGUGUUUUACUUGUUUUACAUAUAUAUGUGUGUGUGUGUGUGUGUAAAUUUGAACAUUUUAGGUGUAACUUAAUGUCAUGCAUCAUCAUUAUCGGGGUAUGUAUUAUAUUUUAGUUUUAUUUUAAAAUUUAAUAGCUACAUGUAUUUUAAUGUCACCUCAUUAUACAUUAUAUUAUGUCUCUAUCAAAAGUUAUCCAAAACUAGAUGUGCAAUUACAUAUCAUCUGUUAUUGUGUUGAAUGUAAAUAGUUAUAUUUUCAAGUGCUAUGUCUUAUGAAAAAUAAUAGAGGCUGUAAAAUGUAUUGAAUUCAAAAUGUAUUUUAAAAUAUGUCCAAUUUUAAAGGGUUUUUUUUGUUCCUUAUGGUUACAUAAAUAACAGAUACAAGACAAAAGUCAGUUGUAUAUUCGUAGCUACUAAAAGUCCCUGGUCUAAUAAAUUGAUACAGUUAUUGGAAUCACUAUUUUUUUCACACUGUUGACGGUGUCCUCCAAUUUUAGCAGUAAAUACAAUCAAUAUCUAAUUAGUAAGCUGACAAGAAGGUUGUUAAGUAGAAACCAUUAAAGGGGCACAUUCAACUCUUACUUUGAAGUCGUCGUAAUUUGUUGUUUUUGAUGGCUUGUGGAAUUAUUUCUGUUUUGAUCAUGCUGUAAAUUGUGACAGAACUACAAACGUUUUUUGUUGUGAAAAAUAACUGAAAUCUUUUGAGUUUGCCUGCUUAACUGUGCAGUAUGUUUCCUAAUAGCAUAUUAAUAUUGUAUCACUUAGGGAAUAUUAACAGCCUGGGGAUUUUGAACUAUUUGUUAAUAUACAACUGACUACUGUCAUUUUCAUUUGCUGGUUCAUGUAGCCAAUUUCUAAUCUUGCCAAUCAGAUGUUGAUACUAACAUAGAAGUGGAUAUGAAGGCCACCAAGGUUGGCCCAUGUGUUUGAGUGGUAACAGAGCCAGUAAAUCCAAAAGUAAAAUGAAUGAAUGUUUAACGACACCCCAGCACCAAAAGUAAAAAUGCAAAGGCUGAUUGUGUUCAUCAACUUUGUAAAAUUAACUAUUCUAACUAUAUUUUUCCUUGAAUAGAUUUAAUAAUAUCUUUCUUCCACUUUUUCAUAUCUGGUCUUGCACAUUACAAUUUUAGUAUGAUACUGUAUAUGUUAUACAUUAUUUAUUAAAAGAUAAGACUUUUUGUGUUUUUAUCAUAGUCCCAUUUGUAUAUUUUUUGUAAUAUACAUAUUUCAGUGUUUGUUGCGUUAAGUAGGUUAAUUGAAACUGAAUACAACUGCCUAUAUCAGUACCCAUGAUUUACUAUAUGAUACUGAAUGCAACUGCCUAAAUCAGUACUUUUGAUUUACUAUAUGAUACUGAAUGCAACUACCUAAAUCAGUACCCAUGAUUUACUAGUACAUGCAUUAUAUGCUUGCAUAUAUUCAAAACUACGUUCUCAAAUGGUUGAUAAUGUAUUCUCAUCACACCACACCACCUGGCAAGGAGGAGUUUGCUUGGGAACAUGUUGUUGCUUCUUCAAGUCUUUCAUGAAUCCGUUCUCUGUACUGGAACAAAAGUAUUACAGACCAGGGCACCAUUAUUUCACUGUGUUCAAAAUUAGUAACAUGUUGAAUUACAGUUACAAAACUGAAAUUUUGGCAUGAUGUAAUGUCAUCCUAUUUAAUAAAAAGAAGCUUAAGCAACAUAUUUACCAGAUAUUGAUUGCAGAUUAUACAUCUAGUUGCAUCAUAAAUGAAAUGAAAGAAAUGAUUUGUCUAAGUAGAAGCUCACUACAUUUUAAAGUAUGCUAUUAGGUGCAUUCUGUCUUCACAGCAUACUUAAACAAUUGUUCAUUUUCAUUGUGUUCAUUUUUUCUUGUAUGUAAUGUUUAACAAAGAUUAUUUGUUUUUACAAAUUUUUCUUUAAGAAAAAACGUUUACUGCCAGUCCAUAAGAACAAACUUUAUUAAAUUUUUCUAUAUU
Molecule: messenger RNA, 6929 nt
Organism: Gigantopelta aegis
Lineage: Eukaryota; Metazoa; Mollusca; Gastropoda; Neomphalida; Peltospiridae
Product: nuclear transcription factor Y subunit alpha-like
Exons: 9
Coding region: 277-2034 (585 amino acids)
Biological process (GO): regulation of transcription by RNA polymerase II
Cellular component (GO): CCAAT-binding factor complex
Molecular function (GO): DNA-binding transcription factor activity, RNA polymerase II-specific; RNA polymerase II cis-regulatory region sequence-specific DNA binding
Source: RefSeq, a predicted model, not a curated record